Messenger RNA from Triplophysa dalaica, 3052 nucleotides. RefSeq names its product zinc finger protein 501-like. The transcript has 2 exons. Gene Ontology annotation, cellular component: nucleus. Gene Ontology annotation, biological process: regulation of transcription by RNA polymerase II. The record is from RefSeq and is a predicted model, not a curated record. The coding region runs from base 226 to 1347 and encodes 373 amino acids. Gene Ontology annotation, molecular function: DNA-binding transcription activator activity, RNA polymerase II-specific; RNA polymerase II cis-regulatory region sequence-specific DNA binding. NCBI's taxonomy places the organism in Eukaryota, Metazoa, Chordata, Actinopteri, Cypriniformes, Nemacheilidae.
AUAUAUUUCCUCUCUGAACAGAAGUCCAGACACACACAGGACUCAGAGCUCAGCCUCACUUUACUCUGUUAUACUGACACAAACCCCACAGACGCUCAGGACACUGUGUGUGACAGUAAUCACACCUUGAAUCAGGAUGAAUCUACUGAUCAAACCUCCACAGAGUCUCUGGAUUCUGUCUGUAACGCUGGAGAACAGCAGAUCCUGAACACCAGACCACUGAACAUGUGUUCUGUCACACUGAUGGACUGCAGGAAACUGAUGGAGAUGAAAACUGAACUCACAGUAAAGGAAGAACAGACUGAUGAAGAUGAUGAUUUAUAUUCUUCACUGAAACUGAUGAACGGCGGGAACAUGAUGGAAAUAAAAACUGAACCCACGUCAAAGAAAGAACAGACUGAUGAAGAUGAGAAUCACGAUGAGAGCGGUGAUUCAUGUGGUGAAUCUUCAUCAAAACAGCGACUGACAGCACAAACUCUUCCCUGCAUCACAGAGGAACAUUUAGGGGGACAUGAGAGGAGUCACACAGAACAGAAAGUUUCACAAGAUCAGCGACAUCAUUCUGAAAAGCACAAGGAGGAGAAAGAGUUUCUCUGUGAGCUCUGCGGGAAGAAUUGUGUCUCCUCUUUCAGUCUGAAAACUCACCUGAAGACACACAAUGGAGAAAAGUCUUUCCACUGCAAAGGUAUCAGCAUCGAAACCUAUCUUGUUGCUCAUCAGAGAAUUCACACGGGAGAAAAACCUUACAAGUGUCCUCACUGUGAGAGGACAUUCAGCCAUUCAUCUGAUGUUAAGAAACACAUGCGUGUCCACACCGAUGAGAGACCGUAUCAGUGCAGUGAAUGUGGAAAAACCUUUAAGAGGUCAGACGUUUUAAAGUCACACCAAAAAACACACUCUGAGGAGAAACUCUAUCAGUGUUCACACUGUGAUAAACAAUUUCGUGAGAAACUUUAUCUGAUAACUCAUGAGAGAAUUCACACUGGAGAGAAACCUUAUCUCUGUUCUCACUGUGGAAAGAGCUUUUCAAGACGAAGUACUUUAAAUUUUCAUCAGAGAGUUCACACUGGAGAAAAACCUUAUCACUGCAGUGUUUGUGAGAAGUGUUUCACCACAUACGGGACCUACUCCAGGCAUCAGAGAACUCACACAGGAGAAAGACUUUAUAAAUGUUCUCAGUGUGACAAGACGUUUGCUCGACCAGAUGUCCUAAAAACCCAUGAGAGAGUUCACACUGGAGAGAAACCUUAUCACUGCUCCAUCUGUGGAGAGAAAUUCAGUUAUUUAAAUGGUCUUAAAGCUCAUGAGAGGAAACAUGCUGGAACACAAACUGCACUGGAUUCAUAAUCAUAGCAUUUUCGAUCAAUAUGAUAAUUUUGCUUGAAUUUAAAGUUCUAAUAUUUCUGUGAUCUUGAAUAAUAAUUUGCAAUCUGCAGACUUAAUUAUCAGAGUAAAUCGGUAAGGGAGAAUUAUUUAAGUUUAUUUUGUAACAUGAUACAUUUGCAAAUGUACAAACAUACUAAAAUAUCUCAUAGGGCUGCACGAUAAUUUAUCGCGAUACUACUAAAUCCUAUUGAAACUGAGUGUGGCUGCGAUAUGCAACGUGUCAAUAUUUUUUCAUGCGUAUCUUGCCCCUUAAGCACAGCUCUGGGAUCAGUAGGAAAUGCCACUCGAUCUAAAAGCAGUGUGAGUUUGAGUCGCUUAUAAUGUGCACUUGAAAAAGCAACACCCGUCAAACAAGAUCAUAAUAAAUAUACUUUAUUAUCAUAAGAAUCCCUGAUGAGGCUUCAGUGAGAAAAAGAUGUCCAUAGGCAUUUCCUUGAUUCUAGAACUUCUUAUGGUCUUCUUCUGCAGUGUGUAUUUGGAGUUUCUGCACUAGAGCGCCGUCGGGAGUUUUGAUGCAGCUGCAUUUUCCCGUACUUCACUCAAAAGCUGUGCAUAAAUCACGUGAUAUUUAUCGUCGGUUUAUCGUAACACCCCUAAUAUCUCAUCAUAAAAUCUCAUUUGUAUUUGUAAUACCGAACAUUUAUCUGAUUUAUCGUUUUCUUGGAUUUACAGGUUUUACCAUAAUAAAUCGCUGUGCAAAACCACCUUGCUUCAUUGAUAUGUUGACAUUACUUUGGAUUUAUGAGCUCUACAUUAUUAUACCGGUGUCUGUGACACAAAAUAAACACAUCUGUGCCUAUAACAUUGUUUGAGUAGCAAUUGUGUGGAUAUUACAAUGAUAGCCGCGUCCACUGCGCCCAUAUCUGUAUACCUUAAUGCAGAUAUUAAUCUGCAUAUAAUCACUUCUAUAGUUCCGUAUUAGCCAAACAUUUAUUCUAAUUGUUGUUUCCCUGUAGACACCCUAAUCAGAUGUGCUGGUGCCUCAUUGGCAUGGCAAAUUACCCCUUUAUAAAAAAAAAAGAUUUGCAUUUUAAAAGGAGAAUGGCCCACACUGAUAUAUUUACAAUAAGCGCUGCAAUAUUUCAUGAAAAAAUAGGCAUUGUUUUUUUAUUUCACUGGGACUUUAACGCCUUCUAGCAUUUAAGGCUGUAUUAAUGGCGAGAACUAGUCAAUCCGUACACUCAAGUCGACCAUACACACGUGGGGAGAGGGACAGUUUGGAAUCCUCAAUUAACCUAAACUGCUUUUUUGAUGGGGCUGUGGGAGGAAACCGGAGUACCCCAUGAAAACCCACGCUGACACAGGGAGAACAUGCAAACUCCCUGGGCCGGGAGUUCGAACCGGAGACCUUCUUGCUGUGAGGCAACAGUGCUAACAGUAUUGAUUUAAAAAUUGGACUAUACACUAUAAAGUAUCAAAAUAUUUCAUUGAGCACAAACCAUUGCGAUAUCCACUCAUGUGUGUUACACACAGUGUUGUGUGUGUGUGUGUGUGUGUGUGUGUUUGUGUUGAGAUGUUGAAGAUGACGUCACAGAUGUGCUGUAAAUCAGUGGGAACUGAUCUGUCCAUGCUGGAUAUUGAUGAUUUCAUCACAGAAAUCUGUCAGCUGAAGAAAGAGGUGAAGUUACUGGAGGAAAAGCUGAGGACAAGAGGAGAUGAACUCAAC